GCUGGGCCCGCGGGCUGCACUCAGGGUGCCGGCGGCGCGCACCGGCAGAGGGAGGGCCGAGGGCCUUGGCGGCUUCGGCGGCAACUUUGGCGUCCGUGAGGGGGCGGCCCGGGGUCAGGAUGCGGCGGAGCCCCCGCCCGGGCUCGGCCGCGUCCCCACACAAGAGCACUCCCAACUGUUACAGCGACAACAGCAACAGCUCAGUGAGCGUCACCUCGGGAGAAAGCAGCGGGCACCGGUCAGCUGGGCUGGGGCCCGGCGAGCCUGAGGGCAGAAGAGCCCGGGGCUCGAGCUGCGGUGAGCCUGCCUUGAGCGCAGGAGUGCCCGGAGGAACCGCACGGGCUGGAAGCUCUCGGCAGAAGCCGGCGCCCCGGAGCCACACCGGGCGGACCGCCUGUGGCGCGGCAACCGUGAGGGGCGGGGCCUCGGAACUGGCUGGCUCUCCCAUAGUCUCUGAGGAGCAGCUCGACCUUCUCUCGACCCUGGAUUUGAGGCAGGAGAUGCCUCCUCCGCGAGUGUCCAGGAGCUUCCUGAACCUACUCUUCCAGGUGCUGAGCGUGUUGUUAUCCCUGGUAGGAGACAUGCUGGUCAGCGUGUACAGAGAAGUCUGUUCCAUCCGCUUCCUGCUCACGGCUGUGUCACUACUGAGCCUCUUUCUGGCAGCACUCUGGUGGGGACUCCUGUACCUGAUCCCUCUUGCGGAGAAUGAACCUAAGGAGAUGCUGACUCUAAGUGAGUAUCACGAGCGCGUGCGCUCCCAGGGGCAGCAGCUGCAGCAGCUCCAGGCUGAGCUGGAUAAACUCUACAAGGAGGUGUCUAGCGUUCGAGCAGCCAACAGCGAGAGAGUGGCCAAGCUCGUAUUCCAGAGGCUAAAUGAGGACUUUGUGCGGAAACCUGACUAUGCGCUGAGCUCUGUGGGAGCCUCCAUCGACCUAGAGAAGACAUCCCAUGACUACGGAGACGCGAACACUGCCUACUUCUGGAAUCGCUUCAGCUUCUGGAACUACGCGCGGCCGCCCACGGUUAUCCUGGAGCCAGAUGUGUUCCCUGGGAAUUGCUGGGCCUUUGAGGGCGACCAGGGCCAAGUGGUGAUCCGACUGCCCAGUCGUGUGCAACUGAGUGACAUCACCCUGCAGCAUCCACCGCCCAGCGUGGCCCACACCAGGGGAGCCAACAGUGCUCCCCGUGACUUCGCAGUCUAUGGCCUCCAGGUUGAUGACGAGACUGAAGUCUUCUUGGGGAAAUUCACCUUUGACGUGGAGAAAUCUGAGAUUCAGACUUUUCACCUACAGAAUGACCCCCCAGCUGCCUUUCCCAAGGUGAAGAUCCAGAUUCUAAGCAACUGGGGCCACCCCCGUUUCACCUGCUUGUAUCGAGUCCGAGCCCAUGGCAUGAGAACCUCAGAAGGGGCAGGGGAGAGUGCCACAGGAGGGCCUCAUUAAACAUGCUGAUGGUUGGAGUAGAGUGGAGAUCUGUGCUAAAAUAAGCUGGAACUGUGCUGGGGGUCUGCUGGGGGGCUCUGGUUGCCUUUGGUGUAUUAAGUGUGGUGGAAGUCUACCUCCCAAUGUGCCCUCUUUUCUUGGAGAAGUCCAGAUCAACAUAGUAGCAGCAGCUCAUGUUAACGGAGAGCUUACCAUGUGCAAGAGAUGGUGCUCUGGAGAUUAUACACAUUACCUAAUCAAUCCUCACAACACUCAAAUCAGGAAACUUGCUCAACGUCACACAGCUAGUGAAAGCAGCGGCACAGCAGGACCCAAGCAAACCUUCCUCCAGAGGCCACCCUCUUUAACUGUAGAGUUGCCAGUCAGCCUGAAGCCAGGUUUGUGCACCUCAAUUCCCACCCCCAACCUCUGGGAAAAUCCCCCAAUUUGGGCUAGGAGUCCCUUUUUCUUCAAACACUCAAAAACUAAGGAGAUUUGAGGACUUCUAGGAACAUGUGAGUCAGAGUUGAUGCAGGCCUGGUAGCCCCUACUCAGGUUGUCUUUACUGAAACCUGAGUGGCCGACUCUAUCCUAGGCACAGUACAGAUGGUCUAGUGUUCACCAGUCCCUGCCUUCAAAGAGCCUGAUGGGGAGAGAGGAUGCUCCAGGAAACAGGACAAUUCAUUUACUGAUCCAAGAAUUCUUCGCUCUAAGGGUCAAAAGUAGAAUUGGAGGACUAAAAGAUGGAAGAAACAGGCAUCAAAGGAUUAAUGAGUUCCACGUGGGCAGAGAGUAGAACGGGGGACAACACGAGCAGAGAAAACAUGCAACAUCUUGGCUGUGCCAGUGUAUUCAUGUUUUGGAAGAAUAUACAGACUAUUAACAGUGGUUACACCUCCAGGAAGUGGAAUGCGCGAAUAUAUGUGGAAGUGGAGCAUGUAUCCAUCUGUUUAAAUUUUGGGGGUAUUACUUUUAUAAUUUGAAGACAAAGGAAAAAGAGUCUACUGAGUGCUCUCAAAGCCUAAGGUUAGAAAUAUGAACUAAUACAGCUAUUCUGGAGGGCAGUUUUACAAUAGGAACCAAAAGUCUUAAAAUUCUUUAUACUCUUGGGGCUGGCCCCUUAACUGAGUGGUUAAGUUCGCGUGCUCCACUGCAGGCGGCCCAGUGUUUCAUUGGUUCGA
Molecule: messenger RNA, 2602 nt
Organism: Equus quagga
Lineage: Eukaryota; Metazoa; Chordata; Mammalia; Perissodactyla; Equidae
Gene: SPAG4
Product: sperm associated antigen 4
Exons: 12
Coding region: 120-1442 (440 amino acids)
Biological process (GO): nuclear envelope organization
Cellular component (GO): meiotic nuclear membrane microtubule tethering complex; nuclear envelope
Molecular function (GO): protein-membrane adaptor activity
Source: RefSeq, a predicted model, not a curated record